This is a messenger RNA of Mytilus californianus (California mussel), 1711 nucleotides long. Its product is annotated as ER membrane protein complex subunit 10-like. NCBI's taxonomy places the organism in Eukaryota, Metazoa, Mollusca, Bivalvia, Mytilida, Mytilidae. The transcript has 7 exons. Bases 9 to 710 code for a protein of 233 amino acids. Gene Ontology annotation, cellular component: EMC complex. The record is from RefSeq and is a predicted model, not a curated record.
CAUUAAAGAUGUCUGCGCCCAUGGAAAAUAUCCUGCUGGCUCUUAUUCUAUUUUUGAGCACGUUUAUAGGUGUCAUAACUGAUGAAGAGUUUGAAGGAUUGAGAACAUUUACAUUAGAACAUAGCUUUGACACAGGUUGCACACCAGUAUUUACAAAGAGGGGAACAAUAGCUGUAAGAUCUGUUAAAAGCAAUAGAGCACAUUUUUCACCAAAUGCACCACUGUCUAUAGAGGAAAGAAACAAAUUGCAGGUUUUAGCAGAUAAUAAUGAAAUAUACAGACUUAGAAUUUCUGUGAGAAACACUGGUAAUUCUGAUGAAGAUUAUGUUACCUCAUAUACACCAGCAUGUGGAAUAUAUGAAUCAUCUCUCUCAGACCAUAUAUGGCUACAUUUUGACCAAUCAGGUGAACUUUUAGGAGUUUCCAUGGUUACAGAACCCUCUGAAUGUCGUAAUAUAGAGGUCGAUAGUUCAGAUCUAAUGCAUUGGAAUACAACAGUAGAUAUAACUCAAACAGUACAAGGACCACAACCUGAUACUCAAACUUACAUAGAGAAGUUGAAGAAAGAAGAAAUGGAGAAAAAGAAAGGACAACAGUCAGAUAAUAGAUCCUUCUUUGCCAAAUAUUGGAUGUAUAUAGUACCGUUUGUGCUGGUGAUGAUGUUAGCUGGAAAUACAGAUCAAAAUGCUCAAGGCGGAGGAGGGCGAUAACAUUCAAAUGCUCAAGACGGAGGAGGACGAAAACAUGUUGUAUAUGAUUUUUUUUUUUUUUGGUCACCGUCAAAUUUUUUUAUAGUGAAGAAAUGUUUUAUUUUUAAUAUUCAACUUACAAAAAACAACAUUUAUUCGAUUUCCUACCUAAAUUUUGAAUGCAAAAUAUUUUAUGUAAAAGAGUGAUACAAGGAGAAUUCCUGAUAUAGGGUUGUUAUACCCAAACUAUUACAAAAUCAGGUGUCAGGUUCAAAUAUUUUAUUUGUAUAUGUUUAAAAGAAAUCAAAUUUUACUACGAAUGGUAGGUUGUUAUGAAUUUUAAGAAGAAUGAAAAUGUGGAUAGAAAUUUUCAAACAUUUUGCACCAUGGGUACGAUUUUGCUCUAAUUGAUAUCAUUAAUCAGAAGCGACGAUGCAUCACUGUUUUGGACUUUUCUGAGUGGUCCAUUCUUCGAUCUGGAGGAACCUGAGACUUUGCAUGUAAUUUAUGACGUACAAGAAGCAUUUUUAAGUAUAGAAUUGUUUCAUUUUCCAUUUUUUGUUUUUUUUUCUAUUUAUAAUCGAAAUAGUCGCAGAAAGACAUUUUGGUUUUGAUGUAAUUGUAUAUAAUUCGUUUACCGCCAAUUAUAUUAGAAAUAUUCUGGAGGAAGUUUAUUGUAUUCCCUGUUAUAUUGAAUUAAUAUUCAGAAACCAAGAAAUAGAUUGACGUGGCCUAAGGUAGUUAUGCAAUGUUGAUACUACGGUGAUUAGACUGGUAUGAAGCAGGUACGAAGGAACUUCGCAUAAAUUUAUUUUCUAUCGUUUCAUUUAAUUAAACGCUUUGAUAUAACAAUUAGUGAGAUGUAAAAUGGUUAGAGAGAUCAUAAAUGUGUAUGCUUGAGACGACGUUUUGUAUGAGUGAUACAUUACAAUACUUUAUUCGCUUGAUGUCAAUCUUUGAAAGAAAUUCCAUUGUUUGUUCUCGUUUUUCACGAACUAUUGUAAUAAAAGAAUACAUAAAUG